UUAGCAACAUGGUGGCGCCCAUGUACUAACAGCGUGUCUGCAUUCACUGCAAACUUUUAAAUGUCCUGUUGUUUGUUGAUUUCUGAUUACUCGGCUUUAAUGGUUAUUUUAUAUCUGUGUGAUAUUUUUAAAUUUAACGAAUACAAUGAAGACUAAAUCCUCACAUCACAAAUCAGAAAACACGUUUAGGUUUCUUACGUUUUCUGAGAGGCUUGCAAAUGUCAACAUUGAUGUUGUUCAUCGCAUUGAUAGAACUGGAAGUUUCAGUGAGGAAGUUGAAACUUACUUUUUUGAAAGCCUGAAAAAAUGGAGAGAUUUGAAUCUAACAGAACAUUUUGUGACAUUUUUUAAGGAGGUUGUCACUAAAUGCCAGUCAUUCAACCAGCUAGUUUUUCAUCAGAAUGCAAUUGUUGAGAGUUUGAAGACCCAUCUUCAAGUUAAACGGAGCCUUGCCUACCAGCCACUUUUGGACCUAGUGGUGCAGCUGGCCCGAGAUCUUCAAACUGAUUUUUACCCUCACUUUAAAGAUUUCUUUUUGAUUAUCACCUCUCUUUUGGACACUCAAGACACAGAGCUGUUAGAAUGGGCUUUCACCAGUUUGUCGUAUCUUUACAAGUAUUUAUGGAGGCUAAUGAUCAAAGAUAUGCCUGAGAUAUACAGUUUAUACAGCAAGCUGCUAGCCCACAAAAAAGAGCACAUACGAAACUUUGCCGCUGAAAGUUUUGCUUUCUUGAUGAGAAAGGUAUCUGAUUUUCAUGCCCUCUUUAACUUAAUGUUCCUUGAUUUGGAUACGCAUAAAGAAAAAGCAGAAGGUGUUGGACAAUUAUUGUUUGAAAUGUGCAAAGGUGUGAGGCACAUGUUCCAUUCCUGCACUUGCAAGGCUUUCAAAAUUGCUUUGCAAAAAUUGGGACCUGUAACGGAGAAAGAGGUUCAAUUACCUUGGCCUGCCGUAGGAAAAGCCCUUGACCAUAUGGCAAGAUCUGCAGCAUCUUACGUUUACAAAGAAAAUUUCACUGUCCUUUGGGAUUGUUUGCAGGUUUCUGCUUUAGAGAUCUUACAAGAAGUACAUGAGAGUCCUUCAGAAUGUUCAGAGCAAUUAGAAAGGCUUUUGUGUAUAUAUGAAAUCCUUGUGAAACACAGUCAAGGUUUAAAAGUUUCAGAUCCUAAACAGCUUUGCAAGGUAAUAAUUCAAGUGGUACAGAGUCCACACUAUUCUCUACAUUGUACUCAGAAACUCUUCCAGGUUAUCUCCUCUUUCCUUCUGGGUGAAAAUAUCUCCCUUCCUGAAAGUUUAAUUGAGGAAACACUUCAAAAGAUUUUUACAAGUGGAAUGGACUGUGAGCUGGUUUUGCCAUUUUCUGUAAAGAUGUUUGAAAUGAAACAGUUUGAACAGCUGUUUCUUCCCAGUUUCUUGCGCUAUUUGGAGCAGAUUCUAUGUACAGAUGACCAAAUCACCCAACAACACGUAUUGCAGGUGCUUGUUAAGUUAAUUCUGAUCAAAGCAGAGCCUCCAACUGAUGGAUCAAUGGCCUUUGAAAAAUACCCUUUAUUUUUUACUGGGAAAAUAGCAGGGAUGGAUAUGAAGAAAUACAAAAAUCUAAAUUCCAUUGUACCUGUUUUGGAUUACUUUUUAUCUUUAAUUGAAGUACCGAAGGAUAACACUCUUGUUGAACUGUCACACGCAUGGGCUUCCCUGGUAGUUCUUCCACAUAUCAGGCCAAUUGAUGCAGACCGAACAUUGCCUCUUCUUACCUCGUUAAUUGAUCAUCUAUUACAUGCUGUUGGUAGCAAAGUUAUGGGGAGAGGAGCUCUUUUUGUAGCCCGUCAAGCUUUAAGCACUCUUCUGAGCUUUAAGGAAUCUUCAGAAAUUCUUAAUCUUGUGCCACUAGAUCAAGUAAAGAAUAUUGUAAGGCAGUUUCCAUCAGACCAGUCUUCUCUUUUGUUUGCUGACUUAUAUUAUACAAGACUGGCACUAAAUGGAUGCAUAGAACACCUCUCUCAAGAAGCAAUGCUCGAUUUGUAUGAUGUACUACGUCACAAUCUCGCAUUAAAUAAAACAAAGGUCCGCCUCCUGACUUUAAGAAUCCUUAAUCACUUUUGUAUUAAUCUACCAAAAACUGAAGAGAUUGAUGGAUAUGGGGAGCCACAGACAGUGUUUGCCAUUUGUCUUCAAGCUGAACUUGUACCUGCAACUGUUCAUGAUUAUCGUGAAAAGCUACUCCACUUACAUAAACUGAGGCAUGAUUUAAUACAGCCCUCUGUACCUAAGGGACAUUUGCAGGAGGUUCCCUUAUGUUAUUUAAUUGGAAUGCUCUAUAUUAACUUCAGCCCACUAUGGGACCCAGUGCUUCAGCUUAUAGCUUCUCAUGCUCGAGAAAUGGACAAUAAAGAAUUUUGGAAAGUAUUUUACUUACAUUUGAACAAUGCUGCACUUUUAGCUGAAAAGGAUCAACCUGAGGAAAAAGGAGUGUCAAAUUUUAAAACUGCGCAAGAUCACAGCAAUCUGAGAUGUGGUGUCAUUUCUGUGCUUUACCUUGAUAAUUUCAAGUUAGUCACAGAUGACAAAGAAAGAACUGAUUUUACAAAUUUUAGAUGUCUACUAUGGAAGGCAAUGCUCCAAUUCCCUGAAAGAGUGGAACCUCGAUCAAGAGAACUGUCGCCUCUACUACUGAGGUUUAUUAACAAUGAAUAUUACCCAGCUGACCUCAUGGUAGCACCAACACAGAAUUUAAGAAAAAAAAGUGAUAAGGACCAUGAAGAUAACAUUAAAAUGGAUGAAGAAAAUGAUUCAGAUGAUGACACAGAAUGUCCUGGGAGAAAAAGAACAAGGAGGGCAGCAUCAAAACAGCUGAUUGCUCAUCUGAAAGUGUUUUCAAAGUUUGCAAAUCCUCGGGCACUCUAUUUAGAAUCAAAACUGAAAGAGUUGUACACUGAGCUGCUUUGCCAUCAGUAUCAAGAUGUUCAGAAAAUUGCUUUGGAAUGUAUAAUGACUUACAAGGAUCCACACAUUAUGCCUUACAAUGACCACUUGGAGCGACUUUUGGAUGAUAAACAUUUUAAAGAAGUUAUUGUCCAUUUUAAUAUUUCUGAGGAAAAUUCUAUUGUAAAAUCUUCAGAUAGGGCUCAUCUUAUGCCUAUUUUAAUGAGAAUUCUUUAUGGGCGCAUGAGAAGUAAAACUGGAAGUAAAACACAGGGAAAAUCAGGCGCUGGAACAAGAAUGUCAAUUGUAAUGCGUUUUUUAGCUGGUUCCUUACCUGAAGAACUUGGAUUAUUUAUUGACCUGCUUUUUGAGCCUGUGAAAAAUUACAGUAAAGAAGCUUGCCUUACUGCUGUGCAAACUGCAAUGGCCCAGGUUGAUCUUUCCAGAGUCCUGCCAUUGGGUCGUCAGCAUAGCCUUCUUCAUAGUAUUGAGAUUGUAAUCCAGAAACUGGGGCAUUUGAUUAGUCAGUAUCUGCCAAAGAUUCUACAGAUAAUCCUGUGUAUUACAGGUUCAAUUUCUGUUGUGUUGGACCAAAGGGACAAAAUACAAGCAGGAUGCAUUAGCCCAUUUAAGAACUUGCGGCGUCUUGGAAUUCUUCGAGUUCAACAAUUCUUUGAUGGGUUUGAAUCUUACAGCUUCACUUCUGAAGAAAUUGAUGCUGUGUUUCAAGCAGUGAUUUGGCCGCAGAUAAGCCGUCUACCUUCUGAGAGCUGCUAUUCUCCAACUCCAGUACUGAAGCUAAUUCAUGUGUGGAGUACAAAUUCUCGAUAUUUUCCUCUUCUUGGGAAGCAGAAGAUUGGAGAACCGACCUGUGACAUUUUGUUCAAUGUCUUUGCUUUGCUGUCUGCAAAAAAAGUAACUCAGUCCACCAUCAAUGUUGUUAUCGACAUUGCUGAACUCCUCCUUACUACACCAGAUUUUGAGCCCACGGAUUCAGUUAUGGCACUGCCAGUGAAUAACUGUAUAAUUCCAGAAGAUACAUUGGCUGCUGUACCUAAUGCACCAGAUGGCCUUAGCCUUGGUUCUAGACUUAUUCUUCCACAUGUGUCUUCCAUUCUUCAGUACCUGAGCAAUGUGGUAGGAAAUGCUGAGAGGAUGAAGAAGAAAAAAUUCAGGGCUGAAGUUAGCAAAGAGCUUAACAUCCUUUCAAAAAUCAGCAAAUUUGUGCAAGAAAAAGAACAGAGUUCAGUACUUAUUUUCCUGUUGUUGCCAUACCUUUACAAAACCAACAAUACUCCGGAUACUGAGAUUGAUAUCUUGGAGACUAUACAAAACUUGCUGAAGCAAUGUAUCAAACCUACCUCUUUCUUGAAACCUCUAGCCAAACUCUUCUCUGUUAUUCAGAACAAACUUUCUCGGCAGAUGCUUUGCACAGUGUUUCAGUGUUUAAGUGAUCUGGAUGAAAGGCUGAAAUACAUCACAGAUAUUGCAAUCAAGCUAAAUGCUUUUGACAGCAGACACCUAGAUGAAAUAAAUUUUGAUGAACGUUUAAUAGCUUUUCAGUUCAUUAUGGAUUACAUCAAAAAGAUGAACUCCUUGGAUACAGAUUAUCUCAUUACUAUAAUGCAAAACUGUUUCUAUUCUAUACAGUUGGGGGAUAUGUCUCUCAGUGACACUGCAACAUUGUGCUUAAUGACAAUAAUCAAGCAAGUUGCUUUGAUUGAGCACACAAAAGAAGAAUACCAAGAAAUUAUUUUGAAAACAUUGGUGGCUUCAGUAAAGAAAGGACUUCGGUGUAAGACUGAGAGCAUUCAACAGGAAUACACCACAGUACUUUCCUGUCUGAUUCAGACAUUUCCUGCAGACUCAGAGUUUAAGGAGCUGGUGCAGUUGACUAAUUACAGUGACCCUGAAUCAGAUUUCUUUGAACAUAUGAAACAUAUACAGAUCCAUCGACGAGCUCGUGCAUUAAGAAAAUUUGCCAAGCAGCUUACAGAAGGAGAUCUUUUCUUGUCUUCAAAAUCACUUCAGAACUACAUUAUGCCAUAUUCAAUGACAGCUCUGUUCGAUGGGAAAAUGUUUAAGCAUGAGAAUAUGAUGUCUGCUUCUGUGGAGGUGAUUGGAGCUAUAUGCAAGCAGCUACCCUGGUCCAAAUACAUAUAUUACUUGAAAUUGUUUGUGCACGUUUUACAGACAAGACAAAUUGAUCAGAAAUUGGCUGUCAGUUUACUAGUGGCUGUUUUAGAUGCUUUCCAUUUUGACAGUAAAACUCUUUCAAAAUGUCUUGAAGCACCAAAGAAGGAAUUAAAUGAAGCUUGUGUAAUGGAUGAUAAUGCAGAAGAGGAAGGUGAAGAGAUGGAGCUAGAGGAAAGUGAAGAGGAGGUGGAUAUGGAUAUUCCUGAAGAUAGUUCUAAAGAAAUAAAUAUAGAAGGAGAAGCAAAGGAAGUGUUGUCUUCAAAUAAAAAUAAUACAACCACAAAUCAUUCUAAUAACACCUUUUUGGGAAUGCCCAGAAAUAAACAAGAACUGGAAAAUCUAAUCCAGCACAUCCAAGGCACUGUGUCAAACACCAUCUUGCCUCGAUUACACAAGUGCCUCUCUGCAAAGGGAAAGCGAGAGAGUGAACAUAAAUUAGCAAAAUCCAAAGAAGUGGAUGAAGAACAACUUGCUCGAAUUCCUAUUGCAUUUGCCAUGGUCAAGUUAAUGCAGUCCCUUCCACAAGAAGUCAUGGAAGCAAACUUACCAAGUAUUUUGCUGAAAAUUUGCAUCCUUCUUCGAAACCGCUUUCAAGAAAUUAGAGAUGCUGCUCGCAAUGCACUAAUAAAAAUCAUCGAAACUUUGGGAUGUCAGUACCUCCAAUAUCUGUUAGCAGAAAUGAAGACUGUCUUAGUCAAAGGUUAUCAGGUUCAUGUUUUGACAUAUACAGUUUACCUGCUGUUAGAGACUCUCAGUAACACUCUUAAUAGUGGAGAUCUGGAUUCUUGUAUGGACAUGUUAAUUUCGAUCUUUAAUCGAGAACUGUUCGGUGAUAUUGCAGAAGAAAAGGAAGUAAAAGGGAUUGUUUCUAAAGUAAUGGAAGCCAGACGAAGCAAAAGUUAUGAUUCUUAUGAAAUACUUGCUCAAUUUAUUGGAAAGGGUCAAGUGUCUCAGCUAAUUAUACCACUGAAAGAGGUUCUUGAAAAUACUACAAGCUUAAAAGUUGCCCGUAAAGUCCAUGAAACUCUGCGACGUAUUGUAGCUGGUCUGCUACUUAAUAAGGAAAUGGCCGCAAACUCAAUCCUUUUGCUAAGUUAUGGGCUUGUCAGUGAAAGUUUACCACUCCUUACAGAGAAAACCAAAGAAAAGACUAUACAGCAGCCUGCAUUAGAUCCAAGACUUCAACCGAAAAGCUGCCUCCUGCUUCCACCAACUCCCACCAGAGAUGGUCAGAAAGCUGCAAUUAGCUACAGAACUAAUAUGCACAUCUUGGUGGACACAGGUCUUAGACUUUUGCAUAUGAGUUUAAAAAGGUCCAAAGUCAAUUCUUCUGAAAGUGAUGUGUUGGAAAUGCUUGAUCCUUUUGUAACGCUUCUGAUUGACUGCCUGAACUCCAUGCAUGUCAAGGUGAUUACUGAAUCCUUGCAAUGCUUUACAUGGAUUCUGAAGUUUCCUCUACCUUCUGUUGGAAAUAACAUAGAUCAGCUGACAAAGCAAUUGUUUGUUUUACUUAAAGACUAUGCAAAAGCAGGAGCAGCUAAAGGAGAUAACUUCCAUCUUGUUGUCAACUGCUUCAAGUGUAUAACAAUGCUUGUGAGAAAUAAUGAGAGAUGCAAAAUCUCAGACAAGCAGUUGCAGGUCUUGCUGGGAUAUGCAGAAGAGGAUAUAUAUGAUCAGUCGAGACAAGCCACAGCUUUUGGCCUCCUCAAGGCUAUUGUUUCUAAAAAAUUAAUUGUUCCUGAAAUGGAAGAUGUCAUGAAAAAAGUGUCUAAACUUUCCAUAACAGGACCAAGUGACCUAAUUCGGGUUCAGUGUCGACAGAUUUAUAUGAAGUACAUCCUAGAUUAUCCCUUAGGGAAGAAACUGCGAGCACACUUAGAAUUCAUAGUUUCCCAGCUAAGCUAUGAAUAUGAAACUGGAAGAGAAUCAGCGUUAGAACUACUAACCAGCAUUUUUCAAACCUUUCCUCAGGCUCUGCUACAUGAAUAUUAUGGCUUGUUCUUUAUUCCACUAUCACUUAUGAUGGUAAAUGACGACUCUCCAAAGUGUAAAAAGAUGGCAGCGCUAUCAACAAAAUCACUCCUGGAAAAAGUCGGUUCGGAACAUCAAGAUGCCAUGUAUGGAAUAGUAAAGUCAUGGCUUGACAGUGAAAAGGUUCCUCACAGGAGAUUGGGAGCCCAGGCUUGUGGCCUUUUUGUGGAAUUAGAAGGUGUGCGUUUUGAGAGACGUCUUCAAUCACUUCUCCCAUUAAUUGAGAGAGAAAUUGACCCUUCAAAAUUUGAAGAUAUUGAUGAUGAAGUUAAGGAAAAAGCCGCUGACAGACUUCUGGUUGUUCUGUUAACUUUGAUUACAAAACUAAUAAGAGAGUGCAACCUUUUGCAGCUGUCUAAGCAGGAUGUAACAUUUGAUAACAUUUUGCGGCACAUUCAUUCUCAUUUGUGGUUUCCCCACACUUGGGUAUGGUUGACUGCAUCACAGAUUUUUGGUUUGCUGUUUGCUGCACACAAUCCAGAAGAACUAGUUAAAAAGUACAGUGAAUACCAAACAAAUCCAAGUAAGAAGAUGGCAAGUGAACUACCAGCAACACAGUUCUUACUCCGUGAUUUGGAAAAAAAGAUUAAAGAAAUGACACUAGCUUUUUGCCAUCAACUGCAGUCUAAAUUUUUGGAUCAGUCUUCAGGAGAGCAGGUCAUCAGAAACUUGCUCUUUGUUGCGAAAGUUCUUUAUCUACUGAACCCUGAAUUAGAAGAACAGGACACUAACAGUGUUACUACACAUGAGAAUGAAGAGAUACACCAGGAAGAGGGAGUAAAUCAGCAAAACGAAACAAGUUCAAAACCUGUGACAGAGGAGAAUGACCAGCCUGCUUCACUAAGGUGGCUCAUGAACAAGCUUUCUUACUUGGCAAAGGUGGAGGCAGCCCACAGUCCUAAAGUGCCUUUAAAGAGAACCUGCAUUUUCAAGUUCCUUGGAGCAAUUGCAGUUGAUCUUGGAAAGGACAAAGUAAAGCCUUACCUGACCGCAAUCAUUGCACCCCUUUAUAGGGAGCUCAACAGUACUUACGCAGAACAAGAUCCAACUUUGAAAAACCUUUCCCAAGAAAUAAUUGAGCUGCUGAAGAAGAUUGUUGGCCUUGAGAUUUUCUCCCUGGCAUUUGCUGCAGUUCAGAAACAAGCCAGCCAGAAAAGAGCAGUUAGAAAACAGCAAAAAGCUACAGAGGCAGUUGCUAACCCUGCAGUUGCUGCACAGAAAAAAUUAAAGAAGCAUAAAAAUAAAAUCAAAGCCAAAAAACGGAAAAUUGAGUUCCUGCGUCCCGGAUACAAAGCUAAGAGGUUGAAAAGUCAUGCAUUGAAGGAUCUGGCCAUGGUGGAGUGAAGUGUAGGUCACUAGGAGCAGUGCACAUGCAUAUGGCCAUUACUGCUGUGUCCAUCAGUUUUAACACAGAAAUAUUUAAUGUACAGCUGAAAAACAAGUUACCAAGAUUUUGUAUUAAACUGUGAUUUAUAAAUCA
Messenger RNA from Polypterus senegalus (gray bichir), 8627 nucleotides. It is a transcript of the gene utp20, whose product is annotated as UTP20 small subunit processome component. Bases 146 to 8491 code for a protein of 2781 amino acids. NCBI's taxonomy places the organism in Eukaryota, Metazoa, Chordata, Cladistia, Polypteriformes, Polypteridae. The record is from RefSeq and is a predicted model, not a curated record. Gene Ontology annotation, cellular component: small-subunit processome; 90S preribosome; nucleolus. The transcript has 62 exons.